This is a messenger RNA of Danio rerio (zebrafish), 3109 nucleotides long. The record is from RefSeq and is a predicted model, not a curated record. Lineage: Eukaryota; Metazoa; Chordata; Actinopteri; Cypriniformes; Danionidae.
CCGCCGCUGACGUCACGAUUACGCGUCAUAUCCACCAUGUCGCGGUUGUUGCUGUUGAGUUUUUCCUCUUACUUAUUAAAUCAUUCAUUAAUUUCUGUUUUAUUAACAUCUACUCCAUCCACAACCCUACACCUACCCCUCGCGGUAAUGUAAAAAUAGCAAUUAUGGUUGUAUAAUGCCGCAAAAGUACGCUAUAUUGAAAUGCGCAUGCCCAGUAGUCGCAGCUGUAUGUUCAAAACCGCGUCAUUUGAAGUACGCGGUAAAGUUUUUCUGUAACUUACUAAAAUUAAUCUAGAUUUUGCUUUCUAUUGAACGAUUUUGAACAUCAAACGACGCCUAAAUGAAAUAUGUUUGAGUUGACUGUUAAACUUUGACAACAUCGAAGAUAAGAGAACAUGGUCAAGAUACUAUAAACAAGCAUAUUGCAGGAGACUGGAAGGAUUCAGCCGGAUUUAUUUGUUCUUUGUCAUGCAACUGGUUUAUAUAUGUGUUUAAAGUACUACAUGUUCAUCCUUUGUUAGUCGUUGUGUCAGUAAGCGCCUGUAAGUGGUCACUAAAGCAGGGAUGUCUGUGAGUCUGACUCCAGAACAGCAGCGGAGGAUUGAAGAGAACAGAAAGAGAGCAUUAGCCAGAAGAGCUGAAAGACAGGCUCAGAUCGCAGAUCCUGGACCUGCUCAAAACAAACACACACAGUCCGGGACAACAGGAGGCCCAGCCAAAAACAACCAGCAUUUUGCGUCUGAUCGGGGACAGUCAGGGGCACCUACAAGACAGACUCAGCUCAUAGACAUUAAUGCAGCGUGUACAAAAACAGCACCUCCGACUUCCAUUACUGCUGCCUCUACAGCUUCUAGUUUUUAUGGACAGGCAGGAAAACCAAGCACUGGAGAAAAGAGACCACCUAAACCCCCUGAGCCCGCGGCAAAUAUCCCUGCAAAGAAACCAGCGGUGUACUUGAGGGGAAGAUGUGUUUCACACUCAGAAAACCGCUUCCGAGUGGAGGUGGGCUACCAUGCAGACCUCAUCCUAGUGUUCAAAAGCAUUCCCUCCAAAAACUACGAUCCUGCUACGAAGAUGUGGAACUUCAGCCUUGAGGACUACCAGAUGCUCAUGGAGCAGGUGGCACAUUUACCCUCCAUCUCUCUCAAACCUCUGGAAGGGAUGGAAGGGCUGAAUAUUUCUGCAUCCACAUGUCGGCCCAAAGACGCUGCAGCAAUGGCGGCUUUGAUGCGCCUCUGUCAGGGUUGGCAGAAACCGGGUGCUACAAUUAAAGGAAAGUGCGUUUUAGUGUCUCGCUCUCGACUGGAGGUGGAUAUUGGAUACCAGGCUGAUGUUAUUGGGAUUUUUAAGCAAAUGCCAUCCAAAAGUUAUGACAUGAAGACCAGAAAGUGGACCUUUCUCCUUGAGGACUAUGGGAAACUCAUGGCGGAUCUGAAUGAACUGCCUACAGUGGAGACUGAGCCUUUACCUCACGCCGUCCUCCAGUCCUUCUCCAGUCAGUUUGAAAAAACCGAAUCCCGAGCUCCAGUCCCUCCUGAAGCAGAUCUCUCACACAUCGAUCCACAACUCACACGCAGCCUCAUGCCUUUCCAGAGAGACGGAGUCAAUUUUGCAGUGUCCAGAGAGGGUCGUUUGCUCCUGGCUGAUGAUAUGGGCCUCGGGAAGACGGUUCAGGCCAUCUGCAUUGCUGCCUAUUACAGAAGUGAGUGGCCUCUGCUGGUGGUCGCCCCGUCCUCAGUGCGCUUCACAUGGGCUGAGGCUUUCCGCCGAUGGCUGCCUUCAGUGAAGCCAGACAGCAUUAAUGUGGUGGUUAAAGGAAAAGACAACCUACGCUCCGGCCUCAUCAACAUCAUCAGCUAUGACCUGCUCAACAAGAUGGACAAACAGCCGCCGUCCAGCCCGUUCAACGUCAUCAUCAUGGAUGAGUCUCACUUCCUGAAGAACAUGAAAACGGCUCGCUGUCGGGCGGCUCUUCCUCUGCUCAAGACAGCUAAGAGAGUGAUCCUGCUGUCAGGAACGCCAGCCAUGUCCAGACCCGCUGAACUCUACACUCAGAUUCAGGCUGUCCGGCCCGCACUGUUUCCACGCUUUCAUGACUUCGGCACACGAUACUGCGAUGCCAAACAGCUGCCGUGGGGUUGGGAUUACUCCAGCUCCUCUAAUCUGACUGAACUCAAGCUGCUGCUGGAGGAGUCUCUGAUGCUCCGACGCCUCAAAUCAGAGGUGCUUUCACAGCUGCCUGCCAAACAGAGGAAAGUGGUCACUGUAACCACAGACGGCAUCAACUCCAGGACCAAAGCAGCCCUCAAUGCCGCGGCCAGAGAGCUCGCCAAAGGAUACCACAACAAAUCCCAGGAGAAAGAAGCACUCCUGGUUUUCUUCAACCACACAGCAGAGGCCAAGAUCAGAGCUAUCAUGGAGUAUAUCUCAGACAUGUUGGAGUGCGGACGAGAGAAGUUUCUGGUGUUUGCUCAUCAUAAACUGGUGCUGGACAGUAUAACCAAAGAACUUGGGGAGAAGAGCAUCAGCUUCAUCCGUAUCGACGGCUCGACACCGUCAGCGGAGCGUCAGCUGCUGUGUGAGCGUUUCCAGGCGUCCCAGCAGAGCUGUGUGGCCGUUCUGUCCAUCACCGCCGCUAACAUGGGGCUCACACUGCACUCUGCAGCACUCGUGGUGUUCGCGGAGCUCUUUUGGAACCCUGGAGUCUUGAUUCAGGCUGAGGAUCGGGUUCACAGAAUCGGUCAGACCAGUAAUGUGGACAUUCAUUACCUGGUGGCCAAAGGCACAGCGGACGAUUACCUGUGGCCGAUGAUACAAGCCAAAAUGAAUGUUCUGGAACAGGUCGGCUUGUCCGAAUCCAACAUUUCAGAAAAUGCAGAAUCUGCCAGCUUCCACAGCAGGGAUCGUCAGCAGCUCACCAUCACUGAGAUGUUCCAGAGGUCUUUCGAUGAGGACGAGAUGCUCGCUUUGAUGGAUCAGGACCCGUAAGAAUGACUAUGACUGUGCAGCUUUCACAAACUGGGCGAUUCUCCUGAAACACAGAAGACAAACAUUUAGUGAAAUAUGUACAGUAAAAGCUGAAAUAAACUUUAUUUAUCAUUUCUGUUUA